AUGUCGAGCGACAGGGCCGUGCCAGUGCCCAAGGCAGGUGCUAGCCUGUCGGAACGAAUCGCUGCCUUACAGAGAAAGACAUCGAAUACAGCGCGGACCAACAACCUCUCGCCACCAGCUACAUCAGCCUCAUCCGGGUCAGGCAGGCUCAGCCCUGGCGAUAGUCCAUCGCGAUCGCCAUCGGGAGGAUCCGGCAUCAACGCCGUGCGCGAUCGAAUCGCCAAGUUCCAGUCGAGCGAUGAGAAGCCCGUCAUGCCCAGGAGCUCUUUUGGUUCACCUGCACCCAACCCGGAUCUACGCAACGCGCGGAGUCAAUUUCCUGGCGCGAGCGCCGUCAAGGGGACGGGAGCAUGGGGAGAAGGCGUAUUGCGACCACAGAUGACGGGCGGCGUGUGGCUUGGCGCGGGUGCUGGUGGAGGAUGGGGCGAUCCCGGAUCGGCGUCACUUCGUCCUCAAAUGACUGGCGGCGCUUUCCUUGGCAAUGGUGCGCCUCGUGCAUCGAGCUUUGGCGCAUCGCGUCGAGGAGUUUCGGAGAACAUCAUGCACGGCUCAGGACGCGAUGCCUUUGCUGAUCUCGACGAUGACCUCGUCCUGACCGGCCGAAAUCGCCCGCACACACCAGAAGGAUCUACGAAAGAGCAACUUGCCAGCGGCGCCGCUGCAAGCAAUGCUGCCGACGUGCUGCCCACCUUGCCGGAUACUCCAACGGCAGAGAUCGACCUUGAAAAGAUCCACGCGAGCUCCGGUCUUCCUGAAGCAGCGCCUCCAGCUACGAUGCCUGAGUUUCCAGAAACACCCUCCUCAGCGCCGAAGGACGCCACCAAGAUCAACAACGCAUUCGACAACGCCGAUGCUACCCCCGACACCUCGAUCGAGAUUGGCAUUCAUGGACGAUCGGCCGAUGAGGUCGAACGCAUCCGUCAACGAGCGCACGACCUGCAGAUCUCCGAGGAAUCGGAGACAGCCGUUGACGACGACGAGCCCUGGAUCGCGCCACCACCGGCAGACUUGGCCGGACAGAUCCCGAAACCCAUCGACACCAGCGAGCUUCUGGCUGCUCAGAAAGGAGCGCCGAAAGAUGACGAUCAGGAGCCAUGGGUUCAAGGGUAUGGCAAGCCGGCCGUCGACCGCGACCUCGAGUCGUCUACACUGUCGGCGAGCUCACAGAGCACGCUUCCACCCGCCGACUACUCGGCUACCGGGUCGCUACCAGAGCGUGCCCAAGUCGAGCGAACAGAUUCGGGUCGCGUCGAUCCCUUGGACCCAGCAGCGCACGUUGUUCGCGGGCCAGGAUUGCUCGUACCUCGUGACGAGAUUGCGGAAGCGCGAGAUCUCGGCCCUGAUGCUGUCAAGGCACCCCUGGCACUGUCUCCUCCUUCUCCGCCGAAGGCAAGCGACCCGGUCUCCCCGCUUUCGAGCACGAAUGGUAACACAACGGCGACCUCAGCAGCAGAGAAGGCGCGACAAGCCGUCGCUAUGGGCCGUACCAAGUCUCAGUCGCAACGUUUGCGACGUCCACCGCCGGGCACCAUGCUGUCGGCUGCAGAUCUGGACGCCAGCGACGACGAGUACGAGCCGGGCUGGGCGAGCGUCACCAGUGUCAUGUCUUCAUCGCGCUCAUAG
Molecule: messenger RNA, 1623 nt
Organism: Kalmanozyma brasiliensis GHG001
Lineage: Eukaryota; Fungi; Basidiomycota; Ustilaginomycetes; Ustilaginales
Exons: 1
Coding region: 1-1623 (540 amino acids)
Source: RefSeq, a predicted model, not a curated record